AGAAAGGUUUUAAACCAGUAGGAUAACAGUUCCCCAGCAAGAGCAGCAGCAGCACAGAGAGACAAAAUGACCUCUACCGGCAUGAACAUGAACGGCAGAAUCACCUUCUACGAGGACAGGAACUUCCAGGGUCGUUCCUAUGAGUGCAGCAGCGACUGCCCUGACAUGUCCUCCUACCUGAGCCGCUGCCAGUCCUGCAGGGUUGAGAGCGGAUGCUUCAUGGUGUACGACCGCCCCAACUACAUGGGAAACCAGUGGUUCAUGAAGAGGGGAGAGUAUUCUGACUAUCAGCGCAUGAUGGGAAUGACCGAUAUCAGGUCCUGCCGCAUGAUCCCCAUGCACAGAGGAUCUUUCAGGAUGAGGAUCUACGAGAGGGAGAACUUUGGAGGUCAGAUGCACGAGAUGAUGGACGACUGUGAUAGCAUCAUGGAUCGUUACCGCAUGAACAACUGCAUGUCCUGCAACGUUAUGGACGGCCACUGGCUCAUGUAUGAGCAGCCCCAAUACAAAGGCAGGAUGAUGUACAUGAGACCUGGAGAGUACAGAAACUUUAACCAGAUGGGCAUGGGCAUGAGGUUCAUGAGCAUGAGACGUAUCAACGAGUCCUGUUACUAGAUAUAGCUUUUACUGAUACAAAUACGAGAAGCCAGUGAACAAAUACAAGAAGCCAGUGAAUAAAAACAUUGAAAAAAGGGA
Messenger RNA from Salvelinus fontinalis (brook trout), 696 nucleotides. RefSeq names its product gamma-crystallin M2-like. The coding region runs from base 67 to 615 and encodes 182 amino acids. Gene Ontology annotation, biological process: lens development in camera-type eye; visual perception. The record is from RefSeq and is a predicted model, not a curated record. NCBI's taxonomy places the organism in Eukaryota, Metazoa, Chordata, Actinopteri, Salmoniformes, Salmonidae. Gene Ontology annotation, molecular function: structural constituent of eye lens. The transcript is spliced from 3 exons.